CUUGUUUUGUAUUCUUCCGCCUCAUCCCCAAUAGGAGGGAGGAGUUUGCUCCAGGAAAUCCCUGACACGCCAGCCGGGCAGGGCGACCCGUUCUCCCGACUCUGAAAGUUUCAUUUUAAUCCGCUGGAGCUUCUUCUCCUCCGCCUUUUAUUGGACUUUAUCCGGGUGACCCCUUAUGGCGAUGUGGAAGUGGCUGUAACCCGGUGUUGGGUUGGUGGGGGGUGGAAAGAUGACUCGCUGGGUGCCAACCAAGAAAGAGGAGAAAUACGGAGUGGCACUUUACAACUAUGAUGCCAGAGGACCAGAUGAGUUAAAUAUACAGAUUGGAGAUACAGUUCACGUCCUAGAGACACAUGAAGGCUGGUACAGAGGAUAUGCUUUAAGAAAGAAAUCGAAAAAGGGUAUAUUUCCUGCAAGCUAUAUUCAUCUUAAAGAAGCAAUCGUUGAAGGAAAGGGGCAACAUGAAACGGUGGUUCCUUGUGAGAUUCCUCUUGUUCAAGAGGUCACAAGCACUCUGCGGGAGUGGUCUAUUAUAUGGCGCCAACUUUAUGUUCAAGACAAUCGAGAUAUGUUUAAUUGUGUAAGAAACAUGAUUUAUGAUCUGGUGGAAUGGAGAUCGCAGAUUCUGUCUGGAACACUACCACAGGACGAACUUAAAGAACUCAAGAAGAAAAUCACUGCUAGGAUUGACUAUGGAAACAGAAUUCUCGACUUGGAUUUGGUUGUCCGAGAUGAAGACGGAAAUAUUUUAGAGCCUGAGCAAACCAGCACAAUUAGCCUUUUCAGGGCGCAUGAAAUAGCAUCAAAGCAAGUUGAGGAAAGGAUACGGGUAGAAAAGUCCCAGAAACAGAAUGACAUCAACAGACAAGCCAAGUUUGCUGCCACUCCUUCCUUUGCCUUGUUUGUUAAUUUAAAGAAUGUGGUUUGCAAAAUUGGAGAGGAUGCAGAAGUCCUCAUGUCACUUUAUGACCCUUUGGAAUCCAAAUUUAUCAGCGAGAACUACCUGGUACGCUGGUCAAGUUCUGGCUUGCCCAAGGACAUUGAAAGACUCCACAAUCUACGAGCAGUAUUCACAGAUCUUGGAAGUAAAGACCUGAAAAGAGAGAAGAUAAGCUUUGUUUGUCAGAUUGUGAGAGUGGGACGUAUGGAGCUGCGCGAUAACAACAUAAAAAAGCUCACAUUGGGUCUUAGGAGACCUUUUGGUGUAGCAGUAAUGGAUGUAACUGACAUAAUUACUGGAAAAGUUGAUGAUGAGGACAAACAGCAUUUUAUACCUUUCCAGGCGGUGGCAGGGGAGAAUGAUUUCCUCCAGACCGUAAUAAACAAAGUGAUUGCUGCUAAGGAAGUUAACCACAAAGGUCAAGGCUUGUGGGUCACAAUGAAGUUAUUGCCUGGUGACAUUCAUCAGAUUCGAAAAGAAUUUCCUCAUCUUGUGGACAGGUCAACAGCGGUGGCUCGAAAAAUGGGGUUUCCGGAAAUUAUUAUGCCAGGCGAUGUUCGGAAUGAUAUUUAUGUUACACUGCUUCAGGGUGAUUUUGACAGAGGUAACAAGACAACAGCAAAAAAUGUAGAAGUUACUGUGUCAGUCUUUGAUGAAGAUGGAAAAAGGUUGGAGAAUGUUAUUUACCCUGGGGCAGGAGAUGAAGCAAUUUCGGAGUACAAGUCAGUUAUAUAUUACCAAGUAAAACAACCACGUUGGUAUGAGACCAUAAAGGUUGCAAUUCCUAUAGAGGAUGUGAACCGUAGCCAUUUAAAGUUCACAUUUCGUCACCGAUCAUCCCAGGACUCGAAAGAUAAGUCCGAGAAGAUAUUUGCUGUAGCAUUUGUAAAACUGAUGAGAUACGACGGAACAACGUUAAGAGACGGAGAGCACGAUCUCAUAGUUUACAAGGCAGAGACAAAGAAGCUUGAAGAUGUGGCAACGUACCUUUCCCUUCCAGCGACCAAAAUAGAGUUAGAAGAAAAAGGACACUCGGUAACGGGAAAAACCUUGCAGAACCUGGGCAGUUGUACAAUUAGCAAAGAUUCUUUUGAAAUAUCCACUCUGGUCUGCUCUACCAAACUCACUCAGAAUGUGGAUUUGCUAGGUCUCUUGAAAUGGCGUUCAAACACCAACAUGCUUCAGCAGAAUUUGUGCCAAUUGAUGAAAGUAGACGGAGGAGAAGUUGUGAAGUUUUUGCAGGAUACACUGGAUGCACUUUUUAACAUCAUAAUGGAAAAUUCUGAAAGUGAAACAUUUGAUAGAUUGGUGUUCGAUGCACUGGUUUUCAUCAUUGGACUGAUUGCUGACCGGAAGUUUCAACACUUCAAUCCUGUCUUGGAGACUUACAUAAAGAAGCAUUUUAGCGCAACGUUGGCAUACACAAAACUGACAAAGGUAUUAAAAAACUAUGUUGAAAACGCCAAUAUGCCUGGUAUUGCUGAUCAGCUAUUCAAGGCGAUGAAAGCUUUGGAAUAUAUCUUCAAAUUCAUUGUGCGAUCCAGAAUUCUGUUUAUCCAGCUCUAUGAAAAUAAGGGUGAAGCAGAGUUCAUGGAGUCUUUGCUGCAGCUCUUCAAAUCAAUCAAUGUCAUGACUAGUAAUGUGACCGAUGUCACCAACAAAGUUAAGGGAGCUGCGCUAAAAUAUUUGCCAACAAUUGUGAACGAUGUGAAACUUGUGUUUGAUCCAAAAGAACUGAGUAAGCUGUUUACAGAAUUCAUCUUAAAUGUUCCAAGAGACCGACUUGUGAAGCAGAAACUGUACUGCCUUAUUGAGAUUGUACACAGUGACCUUUUUAGUCAGCUUGAAUGUAGAGACAUUCUACUCCCAAUGAUGGCAGACCAGCUCAAGUAUCACUUGGAAGGACAAGAAGAACUAGAAGCCUGCUGUCAACUUCUAAGCAAUAUUCUGGAAGUCCUUUACAGGAAAGAUAUGGGACCAACACAGCGACAUGUUCAAAUAAUCAUGGAAAAACUUUUGAGGACCGUAAACAGAACAGUUAUAUCAAUGGGGCGAGAUUCAGAGCUAAUUGGGAAUUUUGUUGCUUCCAUGACAGCGAUUUUAAGACAAAUGGAAGACUACCAUUAUGGUCAUCUUAUCAAGACUUUUGGCAAAAUGAGGACAGAUGUUGUGGACUUUCUGAUGGAAACAUUCAUUAUGUUUAAAAAUCUCAUCGGGAAGAAUGUAUAUCCUUCUGACUGGGUUAUAAUGAACAUGAUGCAGAAUAAAGUCUUCUUACGAGCAAUCAAACAGUAUGCUGACAUGCUAAACCAAAAAUUCCUUGAUCAAGCCAACUUUGAACUACAGUUGUGGAAUAACUACUUUCACUUGGCUGUGGCUUUUCUUACUCAAGAAUCCUUACAACUGGAGAAUUUUUCAAGUGCCAAAAGAACUAAAAUUCUUAACAAGUAUGGUGAUAUGAGAAGGCAGAUCGGCUUUGAAAUCAGAGACAUGUGGUAUAAUCUAGGGCAACACAAAAUCAAGUUCAUUCCCGAAAUGGUUGGCCCAAUUUUGGAGAUGACCUUGAUCCCUGAAACAGAGCUUCGAAAAGCAACCAUUCCUAUCUUCUUUGACAUGAUGCAGUGUGAGUUCCAUUCAACAAGAAGUUUCCAAAUGUUUGAGAAUGAGAUCAUCACCAAGUUGGACCACGAGGUGGAAGGAGGGAGAGGAGACGAACAGUACAAAGUGUUAUUUGAGAAAAUACUUUUGGAGCACUGCAGAAAGCACAAGUACUUGGCAAAGAGCGGCGAAAACUUUGUCAACCUUGUCGUCCGACUUAUGGAGCGGCUACUUGAUUACAGAACUAUCAUGCAUGACGAAAACAAAGAGAAUCGCAUGAGCUGCACUGUGAAUGUCCUGAAUUUUUACAAAGAGAUUGAGAGAGAAGAAAUGUACAUAAGGUACCUGUACAAACUUUGCGAUCUACAUAAGGAAUGUGAUAACUAUACCGAGGCUGCCUACACUUUGCUUCUGCAUGCCAAGCUUCUGAAGUGGUCAGAGGAAGCAUGCGCAGCACAUCUUACUCAACGGGACGGUUACCAAGCUACAACACAAGGGCAACUGAAAGAACAACUGUAUCAAGAAAUUAUCCAUUACUUUGACAAAGGCAAGAUGUGGGAGGAAGCUAUCACCCUUGGCAAAGAAUUGGCAGAACAAUACGAAAAUGAAAUGUUUGAUUAUGAACAUCUCAGUGAAUUGCUGAAAAAGCAAGCACAAUUUUUUGAAAACAUAGUGAAAGUUAUCCGACCUAAACCUGAUUAUUUCGCCGUCGGAUAUUUUGGACAAGGAUUUCCAACAUUUCUUAGGAACAAAGUGUUCAUUUACAGAGGGAAGGAAUAUGAGCGACGUGAAGAUUUCGAAGCUCGUUUAUUAACACAGUUUCCUAAUGCGGAGAAAAUGAAGACAACAUCUCCACCAGGCGAUGAUAUAAAGAAUUCUUCCGGGCAAUAUAUUCAGUGUUUCACAGUGCGGCCACUGCUGGAUUUUCCUCCGAAAUUUCAAAAUAAGCCUGUAUCGGAACAGAUUUUAAGUUUCUACAGGAUAAAUGAAGUUCUUCGGUUCCAGUACUCACGACCAUUCCGAAAAGGUGAAAAAGAUCCUGACAAUGAAUUUGCUAAUAUGUGGAUUGAGAGGACCACCUUUACAAUCGCUUACAAACUACCUGGAAUUCUGAGAUGGUUUGAAGUGAAAUCGAUUUACACGGUUGAAAUAAGCCCUCUUGAAAAUGCAAUCGAAACAAUGCAGUUAUCAAAUGAAAGCAUUAAUAACAUGGUCCAACAGCACACGAAUGAUCCCAAUUUGCCCAUAAAUCCACUCUCUUUGCUUCUAAAUGGAAUAGUGGAUCCAGCGGUUAUGGGAGGAUUUGCCAAUUAUGAAAAGGCUUUCUUUACCGAGAAAUACAUGCAGGCGCACCCAGAGGACCACGAGAAGAUAGAGAAAGUAAAAGAUUUGAUUGCAUGGCAGAUACCAUUCCUGGCUGAAGGGAUACGAAUUCAUGGAGAAAAAGUGACAGACGCAUUAAGACCUUUUCACGAGAGGAUGGAGGAUUGUUUUAAACAAUUGAAAGAGAAGGUGGAGAAACAGUAUGGUGUCAGGACACUGUCUGCAUCGAUGGAUGAAAGAAGAGGGAGCAGACCCAGAUCAAUGGUUAGAUCAUUUACAAUGCCAUCAUCUUCAAGACCUCUGUCGGUGGUAUCCGUGUCCUCUGUAUCAUCAGACAGCACUCCUUCAAGGCCAGGAUCUGAUGGGUUUGUUCUUGAACCUCUCCUACCAAAGAAGAUGCAUUCUCGGUCUCAAGAUAAAUUGGAUCGAGAUGAUCUAGAUAAGGAGAAAAAGGACAAAAAGAAGGAGAAACGGAACAGCAAGCACCAGGAGAUAUUCGAUAAAGAAUUUAAAGCUACAGAUAUAACAAUUCAACAAUCAGAAGCAGUCAUUCUCUCCGAAACGAUAAGCCCUCUGAGACCUCAGAGACCAAAGAGUCAGGUUCUCAACACUGCUGCAAGUGACAGGCGAUUUUCUGUGUCUCCGAGUCAAGCAACUUCGCAACAACCUCCUCCAAUUACUCCAAGGGCUAAGCUGGUGUUUAGCCUACCAGGUAUGGAAAUGAAUGGCAUGACUUCGACAGAAGCAGUGGAUAUCCCUCCACCUCUGCCAGUCAAAGGAAACAUGGCAGACUACGGAAAUGUCAUGGACUACCAGGAAUUCAUUAACCCUUCUACUCCUCCACCCCCACCCCAGCGGCAUCUUCCACCUCCUCUUCCGAGCAAGACACCCCCACCACCACCUCCAAAGACCACGAGAAAACAGACAUCCAUGGAUACCGGAGGUUUGCACUAAAGGAUCGCACCCUGCGCCAAAUUUAAAGAUGAAAUUGGUUAAAGAUGCAGAGUUUACCUCAUUUGGGCCCAGCAGUGUCUUACAUUGUGUGCAAUCAAUGAACCGAGAUAAAAUAAAAAUGUAAAAAGAAUGCAUUAUGAGCUACUGAGUUAUGGAUACUAAUUUAUGUAGGAUAGUACUAACAAAAUCAUCAGUUACUGAUACAAACAAGACAAGGAAAAGGAAAAAAAAUAACAUAAUGUUGAAAGUUGUUCCAUUACUUAAUGUUUUUCUUUCCUAUAUCGUCCUGUACAGAAAUUUGUAUAUAUGAUUUUUUUCUUUUUUUCUUUAAUUUUAGGUCGUUUUAAUUUUUUAUCUUUCUUGCUUUUAUCUUAACAGAACUUUCCUUCUACUUACACCCACGUGCAUUUUGUGUUAACUGCUUAAAACAUGAAGUUAAUUUUUUUUUUCAACAAUGUUGUACUCUGCCAACUUUAAAAUAUAACCACAUGUAGAUUUCUUUCUUCAAAAAUGAUGGGAUUUCUGCAGCAUUUGUAAGCUCUGCCAGUAUGUUUUAUAAUCACCCUGUAGAUUUUGUUAUAUAUAAAACAGACUAAAAAUAUAAAAAAAAUGUUCAAAAUAAAUGGAGAUGUUAACAUCGUUUUGAAAUGAGGAAAAUGAACUUCAAUAAACUUACAUUAUGUUGAAAA
This is a messenger RNA of Spea bombifrons (plains spadefoot toad), 6504 nucleotides long. It is a transcript of the gene DOCK1, whose product is annotated as dedicator of cytokinesis 1. Gene Ontology annotation, biological process: cell migration; small GTPase-mediated signal transduction. The transcript has 52 exons. Gene Ontology annotation, cellular component: cytoplasm; plasma membrane. The record is from RefSeq and is a predicted model, not a curated record. Gene Ontology annotation, molecular function: guanyl-nucleotide exchange factor activity; small GTPase binding. The coding region runs from base 230 to 5815 and encodes 1861 amino acids. Lineage: Eukaryota; Metazoa; Chordata; Amphibia; Anura; Pelobatidae.